UCAUCAUACAUGAAAUACUGUUGAACAAAAAUACAACUAGUGUGAUAGAGACGCAUGAGAGAAAGCUCCGCCCACUGUGUGAGGCCAUGCAGUCAAGCAGGAAAUGCUGCUUAUUGUUUUUGUCUUCCUGAAAGGAGAAGCAUACACAGAGACAGACGCUUCAUUCACAGGCAAAAUGUCGCUCAGAUCAGAAGAGGAUUUCUUAUGUCCUGUCUGCCAUGAAGUCUUCAAAGACCCUGUUGUGCUGUCAUGCAGCCACAGCUUCUGCAAAGACUGCCUCCAAAAAUGGUGGAGUGGGAAGAAAACAUAUGAUUGUCCGUGCUGCAAGAGAAGAUCUUCAAAGAGUGAUCCCCCUCGUAAUUUGGCAUUAAAGAACCUGUGCGAGGCCUUUGUAGCGGAGAGAAGCGAGAGAGGCGACAGAGGCGAGAGAGUUUCAGAAGGGUUUGAGUCACUCUGCAGUCUGCACUCUGAGAAACUCAAAAUCUUCUGUCUGGACCACCAGCAGCCAAUAUGUGUGAUCUGUCGAGACUCGAAAAUGCAUAGCAACCACAGAUUCAGACCCAUCGAUGAGGCUGCACAGGAUCUCAAAGAGGAGCUCCAGAAAUCCCUGAAGCCCUUAAAGGAGAAACUGCAAGUCUUUGAAGAUGUUAAAGGAAACUAUGAUCAAAUAGUGAAACACAUCAAAGUCCAAGCCCAAAGCACAGAGAGGGAGAUUAAGGAGCAGUUUAAGAAUCUUCACCAGUUUUUGCACGAUGAAGAGAAGGUGAGGAUUGCUAACCUGAAGGAGGAUGAGGUGCAGAAGACUAAGAUAAUGAAGGAGAAGAUUGAGAGUCUGAGCAGAGAAACAGCAGCUCUUUCUAGCACAAUCAGAGCCACAGAGAGGGAGCUCAAAGCUGAAGACAUCUCAUUCCUGCAAAACUACAAGGCUGCAGUUAAAAAAGCCCAGCAGCACCCCCUGCUGCAAGAUCCAGAGCUGGCUUCAGGAGUGCUCAUAGAUGUAGUCAAACACCUGGGCAACCUGACCUUCAACGUCUGGAACAAAAUGAAAGAGAAGGUCUUCUACAGUCCUGUGAUUCUUGAUCCAAACACUGCCGACCCAGAACUUGUUGUAUUCGAUAAUCUGAGCAGCGUGAAAUCAGGAGAGCGGAAACAGCUUCCCAAAAACCCGGAGAGAACCAAGUUCUCCUGCUCUGUUCUCGGCUCUAAAGGCUUCAACUCAGGGACACAUGAGUGGGAUGUCGAUGUUGGAAACAACAAGGACUGGGAACUGGGCGUGUUGAGCGAGUACUCCCAGGUCAGCGGGCGCCUUCAGUCAGGACUGUGGAGAAUUUUGUUCUCUAAUGGUAAAUUCUCAGCAUUUUCAUCACCAGACACUGAGAAGGAUCUAGCAGUGAAGAAGGAAGUGCGGAGGAUCAGAGUCCAUCUUGACUUUGACAGAGGAAAGUUGUCGUUCUCUGAUCUCGACACUAAUACCCACAUGCACACCUUCACACACAGCUUCUCUGACACCCUGUUUCCUUACAUUUACACUGAGAAUCCUCAGCCAGUGAAGAUUUUACCAGUGAAGGUCACUGUGACAGUGGAAAAGAACACUUAGGGUGAUGCAUAUCAUGAUAAAGUUGGGAAAUAAUUACAAAACUGUGAGACAAAAUGUGUUAACUGUUUAGGAACAUAGCGCAACUUUAAUAUUAACGGCGCAAAUAUUAGACAAGUGUGCAAUCUGGUGAAUAUAAAAGACUGCUGCAAUGGUGAUGAAGUACUCUCAUAUCUUUAUUGGUUUUAUUUGUACCUCAAUAUACAUAAAAUUAAAAGCUACUCGAUAGUCUACAAUGGAACAUUUAGGUCGGGAUUUAUGGUUGUUUUGUAGAAAUAUGGUCUCAUUUAGCUUAGUUGCCCUGUUAUAGUUCGUUGUUCAUUAGAUUCCCCUUUUGUCUUCACCCCUGUGUCUCAUGUUUACGUCUCUCAGUGUUUCCUGUUUUAUUUUGAAGAGUCAGCUGUCUCCAUGUUCAAUGUGUUUUGUUUUACUUCCCCUGUGGUGUCAUUAUGUUCCUUUGUGUCAGCUGUUUCCCCACGUCUCCACUUCCCUCAUCCUGUGUAUCUUCAUUCAGUCUUUGUCAGGUUGUCUGUGUUACUUUCACGAUGUCAUGUCACGCCAAGGUAUUUCAUGAUUCAGCUCAGGUCAUGCUCAUGUUCCAUGUUCCUGUUUUUUCCUCGCUUUUCGCAUGCUCCUGCCCCGAAUCAUGUUCAUGUCUUUCGUUGCAGUUGUCGUAGUUCAGUUUCUUCCAGUUUAGGUUUUAGUUUAGUUUUCGUUCCUGUUCACUUUACUGCAGGCUUGGCCAGCUCCAGGCCUCGAGGGCCGGUGUCCCUCAGGUUUUAGAUAUCACCCUGGGUCUACAUACCUGAAUCAAAUGAUUCGUUCAUUACCAGGCCUCUGGAGAACAAGACAUGUUGAAGAGGUCAUUUAGCCAUUUAAAUCAGCUGUGAUGGAUCAAGGACACAUCUAAAACCUGCAGGACACCGGCCCUCAAGGCCUGGGUUUGGACACCACUGCUUUACCAUGUUUUUUGUACUCAUGUUAUCAGCCAGAAUAAAAGGGCUCGCUUUUUUAUUA
Messenger RNA from Oreochromis aureus, 2611 nucleotides. Its product is annotated as tripartite motif-containing protein 35-like. Gene Ontology annotation, molecular function: zinc ion binding; ubiquitin-protein transferase activity; protein binding. Gene Ontology annotation, biological process: protein ubiquitination. The record is from RefSeq and is a predicted model, not a curated record. NCBI's taxonomy places the organism in Eukaryota, Metazoa, Chordata, Actinopteri, Cichliformes, Cichlidae. The transcript is spliced from 2 exons. Bases 104 to 1597 code for a protein of 497 amino acids.